AUGGGCAGGAAGGCGCCCCACAAGCAACUGGUGGCCACCAAGGCGGCCCGCAAGAGCGCACCAGCCAUGGGCGGCGUGGCCAACAAUGUGGCGCUGCACAAGAUCCGUCUCUACCAGAAGUCCACUAAGCUGCUCAUCUACAAGCUGCCGUUCCAGCAGCUGGUGCACAAUAUCCCGCAGGACUUCAAGACCAACCUGUGCUCCCAGAGCUCGACUGGCAUGGUGCUGCAGGAGGUGUGGUAG
Molecule: messenger RNA, 243 nt
Organism: Sorex fumeus (smoky shrew)
Lineage: Eukaryota; Metazoa; Chordata; Mammalia; Eulipotyphla; Soricidae
Product: histone H3.3C-like
Exons: 1
Coding region: 1-243 (80 amino acids)
Cellular component (GO): nucleosome
Molecular function (GO): structural constituent of chromatin; protein heterodimerization activity; DNA binding
Source: RefSeq, a predicted model, not a curated record